Salvia splendens (bonfire salvia) is the source of this 1665-nucleotide messenger RNA. RefSeq names its product pollen receptor-like kinase 4. Gene Ontology annotation, molecular function: protein kinase activity; ATP binding; protein binding. The record is from RefSeq and is a predicted model, not a curated record. Bases 1 to 1665 code for a protein of 554 amino acids. Gene Ontology annotation, biological process: protein phosphorylation. NCBI's taxonomy places the organism in Eukaryota, Viridiplantae, Streptophyta, Magnoliopsida, Lamiales, Lamiaceae. The transcript is spliced from 2 exons.
AUGGUUCAUUCAUGUUCCGCGGAGGUGGAGGAACAGGCUCUCCUCAAGUUUAAGUCGUCACUGAUGAACAGCGAGGGGGCUCUGUGGAACUGGAAUCCGGGCAGCCCAGCAUGCAGCGGGAAGUGGGUUGGUGUGCUCUGCUACAACAACUACGUGUGGGGUCUACAGCUGGAGAGAAUGAACCUGAAGGGCUACAUCGACUUGGACGCAUUGGCCCCGUUGCGUUUCAUGCGCGCCAUGAGCCUGAUGGGGAACACGUUCGAGGGUGCCAUGCCCGAUUGGAAGAAAGUCAGCUCUAUCAAGGCCUUGUAUUUAUCGGACAACUAUUUCUCCGGCGACAUUGCUCCUGAUGCCUUCAAGGGCAUGUUCUCUCUCAAGAAAAUCCAUUUGGCGAACAACAACUUCACUGGGCCCAUUCCCACUUCCCUUGAAUCUCCUAAGCUCAUCGAGUUGGACCUCCACAAUAACCACUUCACCGGCAAUAUCCCUUUGAUCACCUCCGUAAAUCUCAAGCACAUCAACCUCUCCAACAACCAAUUGGAGGGCCCCAUCCCCUUCGCUCUCAAAGGCAUGGAUCCAUCCUCAUUCGCGGAUAAUAAAGCACUGUGUGGGCCCCCUCUCUCCAACGCUUGUUUGUUCCCAUCAUCUUCCAAAACAACUCCCAUCUCAUUCAUCAUAAUCUCUAUCUUGCUCGGGAUUUUGCUUCUUUUCCUGCUCAUCCUUCUUCUCUCAAGAUUUAACAAGCGCGGGGACGACAAGGCCAUUGUGGACGUCGAAAAGGAUGGGCAAAAACCCGUGAAGUUGUCGUUCGUGGACGAGAGGAGGCAGAAGUUUGAGUUGCAGGAGCUACUGAGGGCGUCAGCUGAGGUGCUGGGAAGCGGGAACUUGGGGGCAUCGUACAAGGCACUGCUGGUGGACGGGGAGGCUGUGGUGGUGAAAAGAUUCAAGCAUAUGAACAGCAUUGAUAGGGAGGAAUUCCAUGAGCACAUGAGGAGGCUAGGGAGACUCAGCCACCCUAACCUACUGCCCCUCGUCGCCUAUUUGUUCCGCAAGGACGAGAAGCUCUUGGUAUUCGACUUCGCCAAAAAUGGCAACUUGGCCGCCCUUCUGCAUGGUAGUAGUAGUAGAAAACAGUCGGGUGUGGUGAGGUGGGGUACGAGGCUGAAAAUUAUAAAGGGGGUGACAAAGGGGCUGAUGUAUCUCCAAAAUGAGGUUCCAACCCUAAGAGUGGCGCAUGGCCACCUGAAAUCAUCCAACGUUCUCUUGGACAAUGAAUACAACCCACUCCUCAUGGACUACGCUCUCCACCCUGUCGUCAACUCCGCCUACGUCCACAACCUCCUCCUCGCUUACAAAUCCCCCGACUACGCUCACCACCAUUGCAUUUCCAAGAAAACCGACGUAUGGUGCCUCGGAAUCCUCAUACUCGAGAUCCUCACUGGAAAAUGCCUCCCCAAUGGCACCACAACAGACAUAGCAGCUUGGAUCAACGGCAUUGCCGGCCAAGAAUUUUCUCUUGUUAUUCACAAGGACAUGGAAGCCGCCGGCAGCACUAACCAAAUGGAGAAGAUGUUGCAGAUAGGGAUAUCGUGCUGCAUAGAGGAUACAGAUAAGAGAUGGGAUUUGGAGGUCGCCGCUCCACAGAUUGACCAGAUUUCAGCAUGA